UCCUAUGGGACCAGUGAUAGCAAAACCUAUAAUUUCAAAAAGUGAACCAAAUUUACUACAAGUACAAGCAGCAAAAAAGACUAAAAGCAAAACAAAACGCGACGCGACGCUAGUCACCACCGCCACACGCUAACACGCCGCGAGUGACCAUCACCACGCGAGAUCAAGAGAGGAGGCCCGCGUGACGGUUUGCACGCAGAGCAAGGAGGCGGGUCACUACGAACAGGAUGAAAGAAUCAAGGACAAAGAAACAGCCUGAAGGUGAUUCUGAGAUUUCAGCAUGGGUUAGUAAAAGCCGCAAGUUAGAAAAGAAAAGAGCAUUGCAGCUCUCAAAGAUUUUUGAGGAGCAGGACAAAAUUGCAGUAGAGGGAAGUGAUGAUGAGGAUACAGCCCAACACACUGAAAACCUGGCGGGGCUGAAAGUUCUCCAUGGCCUUGAUAAAGUUAUGGAAGGCGGUACAGUAGUUUUAACAAUUAAAGAUCAGCCCAUACUUGCUGAUGGUGAUGUUAAUGAAGAGGUUGACAUGCUCGAGAACAUUGAAAUUGGAGAACAGAAACGACGAGACGACGCUUAUAAAGCUGCAAAAAAGAAAACUGGUGUAUAUGAUGAUAAGUUCAAUGACGAUCCCUCCUUGGAGAAGAAAAUGUUGCCACAGUAUGAUGAUCCAGCUGCAGAAGAGGGAGUAACUUUGGAUGAAAAGGGACGGUUCUCAGGUGAAGCUGAGAAGAAACUUGAAGAGCUGCGAAGAAGGUUAACAGGUGUUUCCACAAAUACCUUUGAAGAUCUUACUUCAUCUGGAAAGGUAUCAUCAGAUUACUAUACUCAUGAAGAAAUGCUAAAAUUUAAGAAGCCCAAGAAGAAAAAGUCCUUACGGAAGAAAGAUAAGCUAGACAUUAAUGCCCUUGAAGCUGAAGCUGUCUCUUCAGGAUUGGGUGUUGGUGACCUUGGUUCUCGGAACAAUGUGAGGAGGCAAGCUAUCAAAGAAGAGCAAGAAAGAUUGGAGUCUAAGAUAAGAAGUAAUGCUUACCAGUCUGCUUAUGCUAAAGCAGAGGAAGCCUCCAAAUUGCUGCGUCAGGAACAAACUCUCAAUGUUAAAACAGAGGAAGAUGAAACUCCAGCUUUUGUAGAUGAUGAUGAGGAUCUUCGUAAAUCCUUAGAGAAAGCAAGAAGAUUAGCUCUUAAAAAGCAUGAGGAAGAUGGGGUAUCUGGUCCUCAAGCUAUUGCGUUGCUUGCUACCUCAAAUCAUAAUAAUGAGACUGAUGGUCAAAACCCCACGGCUGGAGAGUCACGUGAAAACAAGGUGGUCUUCACAGAGAUGGAAGAAUUUGUCUGGGGUCUCCACAUUGAUGAAGAAGCACGUAAACCAGAAAGUGAAGAUGUUUUCAUGCAUGAUGAUGAAGAGGCUAUUGUUCCUGAUGAAGAAAAGACUAAUGAGGCUGGUGGAUGGACUGAAGUUCAAGAAACUAAUGAAGAUGAACAACCCAAUAAGGAAGACAAAGAGGAAAUCGUUCCUGAUGAAAAUAUCCAUGAAGUUGCUGUAGGGAAAGGAUUGUCAGGUGCUUUGAAACUGCUUAAAGAUCGAGGAACACUUAAGGAAAGCAUUGAAUGGGGUGGCAGAAAUAUGGACAAGAAGAAAAGUAAAUUGGUUGGAAUUGUAGAUGAUGACGAGAAGGAAACUCAGAAGAAAAGGGAGAUUCGCAUUGAAAGGACUGAUGAAUUUGGGAGAAUUUUAACUCCUAAGGAAGCCUUUCGAAUGAUUUCUCAUAAGUUCCACGGUAAAGGACCUGGAAAAAUGAAGCAAGAGAAGCGUAUGAAGCAAUAUCAAGAAGAAUUGAAGAUGAAGCAAAUGAAGAGUUCCGAUACACCAUCACUGUCUGUGGAGAGGAUGCGGGAAGCUCAAGCUCGUUUGCAGACCCCCUAUCUUGUUCUCAGUGGUCAUGUUAAACCAGGACAAACUAGUGACCCAAAAAGUGGUUUUGCAACUGUUGAGAAGGAUCUUCCUGGUGGCUUGACACCUAUGCUUGGGGAUCGUAAGGUAGAGCAUUUUCUGGGAAUUAAGAGGAAAGCUGAGACAUCAAGCUCCGAUAACCCAAAAAAGCCUAAAUCAUAAUUCCUUGGUAUACUAAUAUCCCUGUAAGCUUAGAAGUUGGACCCAUAGUGUUCAUCUAUUCUGUUGCUGACUGCUAAAGAUUUGUAGCUGAAUUUAUAGUGCUAAUUUCGUUAGUAAAACUUGAUUUUCUUGAAAGAUGUAUGUUGGUAGAAAUUUAAAGAGCUAGCAAGAUCAAUACCAGUGGUUGAAAUUUUCUCCAUUCUACGCGGUCCAGAAUGUGCGAUUCCUUCUGUACAAAUAAGAGUUUAUUUUCAAUGUAUUAAUUAAAAUUUUGGAUU
Messenger RNA from Vigna umbellata (rice bean), 2389 nucleotides. It is a transcript of the gene DOT2, whose product is annotated as SART-1 family. Gene Ontology annotation, cellular component: U4/U6 x U5 tri-snRNP complex. Gene Ontology annotation, biological process: maturation of 5S rRNA; mRNA cis splicing, via spliceosome. The record is from RefSeq and is a predicted model, not a curated record. Lineage: Eukaryota; Viridiplantae; Streptophyta; Magnoliopsida; Fabales; Fabaceae.